Molecule: messenger RNA, 1390 nt
Organism: Haliotis rubra (blacklip abalone)
Lineage: Eukaryota; Metazoa; Mollusca; Gastropoda; Lepetellida; Haliotidae
Product: leucine-rich repeat-containing protein 4C-like
Exons: 2
Coding region: 253-1380 (375 amino acids)
Molecular function (GO): protein binding
Source: RefSeq, a predicted model, not a curated record
AAAUCUAUUGGCGCCAGUACCGUGUUCCAGUGACCACGAGAAGUUGAUUUAUGACGACUACGCUCAUAUAGUUAAAGGGACACAAGCCUGGACUUCUACCUGGCUGCACAACACUGAUCACACAUUAUCUGUCAGGAGUCGUUUUUCUGGCUGACGCAGCUGAGCGAGGCGAGAGAGAUUCGACUUCUAUCUGUGAGGACUCCAGGAAGUAAACGUAGGAAGAAUUACUUCGAUAUUCUGGAUAAAACAAAAAUGCUAAUUGUGUUCUCACUUCUCGUCUUGACUCAUGUUUACAAAGCACAAUCAACAUGUGACGUUCACUAUGAUGCUUCCGGGAGGACUCUGAUUGCGGACUGUAGCAAGCGACAACUCCAAACGGUUCCAUUGCAUCUCCCAAGAGACAUUGCAGUGCUUAAUCUCCAAAGUAAUUACCUCACUCAACUGAAAAACAAUACAUUCUAUCUUUACAGUAACUUAACUGCAUUGAUUUUGUCUGCUAAUCAUAUUUCACAACUUGAAUCACGAGCGUUUAAUGGUUUAUUGAAUUUAAUAUCUUUGGAUUUAAGUGGCAACGACUUACAUGUGAACUCAGAGACUUACCCUGAUGGUAUUUUUAGACACUUGUGGAAUCUACAAAUCCUCAAACUGACGCCAACAAUGGAAGAGGUCGGUUAUGGAAAAUUUCCAUGUAAUAUAUUUGAACAUUUAGUAAACCUAAAACACCUCGAACUCAGUUACUGGCCAAACCUAAAUCAGUCAUUUUGCUUUCAACAUUUACAAAAACUGUCUUAUUUAAGUGUGACCGAAAUUGACGACUGGUACGGUAGAGUAUUACCAAAUUCGACCUUUGUAAUACUGAGUAGCACUUCCCUCACGACUUUACGUUUAAAUGGACAUAUUGAUGAUAUGGACGAAAAUAUAUUUUCUCCACUUACACAAUUGAAGACCAUAUUCAUCCAAAACCGAUUUUCCGGAAGAAUGACGUUAGACAAGGCAAUGAGAUCUUUGCAUUCAUUUUCUGGAAGAAAUAUGACCACAAUCAGUUUGCGCGGUAUUCAGGACACCCGGUGGCGUAUAGGAUCUAAUGAUGAAGUAACAAGAACCAUGAUGCUGUAUGUGUCAGAGAUAUGCGUGGACAAAUUUGAUUUGUCUCAAAACAGACUACGGAUAAUUCGCGCUGAUGCAGUUUUUCCUUCACCAUUUUACAAUUGCUUGAAGAAUCUGGAUUUAAGUGAGAAUUCCCUUUACGGUGAUGGUGGAUUGUUCUUUAAACUUCAGAUUUUCAGAAAUCUACAGGUUUUGAAUGUUGGUGCAUUGUCAAACUUGGAUACAGGUGAAUUAUCAAGACUGGAAACUUUUCAAAAAGACGGAAAGGGAUAGGAUUAACACU